Messenger RNA from Odontomachus brunneus, 6025 nucleotides. RefSeq names its product ubiquitin-conjugating enzyme E2 Q2. Gene Ontology annotation, cellular component: nucleus. The transcript has 6 exons. The record is from RefSeq and is a predicted model, not a curated record. The coding region runs from base 224 to 1375 and encodes 383 amino acids. Gene Ontology annotation, biological process: protein polyubiquitination. Lineage: Eukaryota; Metazoa; Arthropoda; Insecta; Hymenoptera; Formicidae. Gene Ontology annotation, molecular function: ubiquitin conjugating enzyme activity.
CGAUCAGAACGCCUGCCAAACUUCAAGCGCGAGGGCAUACACGACGCCGAGUGAACUCGCACGAGACUAGCCGAGGGUACCUCAGGCCAGUCGCCAUUUUGUUGGGUAGUCAUCGGGAUCGUCGUGUUACUCUCACUCGGGAUCCGUCGUAAUUUUGUCCGGGCAGACGGUGAAACGCCGUGGGAUUCGGGGCGCAGCUCUCCUACUACACGCCAUUCCGCAAAUGGCUUGUCUGAACACCCUCAAGCAGGAAAUCAAAACGCUCGAAUCCGUCUUCCCCAAGAGCCAUGAGAGGUUUCAGAUAAUGUCCGCGAGCGUGGACGAGCUCAGCUGCAGGUUCGUCGGUAAAAAUGGGAAGAAAUACGAAAUACACGCCAAUAUCACAGAAACCUAUCCUUCUACACCGCCAGUCUGGUUUGCCGAGUCUGAGGAGACUAGUGUUACAAACGCUGUACAAAUUUUAAGUAACACAACAGGCCGUGACAACCAUGUAAUCAACCAAGUCGGAAUUCUCCUGAAAGAAUUAUGCAGACUACAUUCGUUACCAGAACCACCGGAUGUCGAAAGACUCAGAACGGCUUUGGAUCCUUUACGUUUAGGAGGACCAAACGAAGCCGUGGCGCAGAGAAUGGACGCCGAGGACGUUGAUGACUUCGACGAGGAUGAAGAGAGCGAGACUGAAGAAGACCUCCACCUAGACAUGGACGAGGGAGAUGCUAACGCUAAGAGUAAGGGCGAAGAAAUGGACUUGGAACAUCUCGCGACGUUGGAGAGGUUGAGACAGAAUCAGAGACAAGACUAUUUAAAAGGAUCUGUUUGUGGAAGUGUACAAGCUACCGAUAGACUCAUGAAGGAACUACGUGAUAUUUAUCGAAGUGACAGCUUUAAAAAAGGAAUGUAUAGCAUAGAACUAGUAAAUGACAGUUUGUAUGAAUGGAAUAUCAGGUUGAUGUGUGUAGAUCCUGAUUCACCACUCCAUAGCGAUCUCAUUCUUCUAAAAGAGAAAGAAGGCAAAGACAGUAUUCUUCUCAACAUGCUUUUUAAGGAAACUUAUCCAUUCGAGCCUCCAUUCGUAAGAGUUGUACAUCCCAUCAUUUCCGGUGGAUAUGUUCUUGUAGGAGGCGCAAUUUGCAUGGAGCUUCUUACGAAACAGGGAUGGAGUUCGGCAUAUACGGUGGAAGCUGUUAUAAUGCAGAUUUCAGCAACGUUAGUAAAGGGCAAAGCGCGUAUACAGUUCCAAGGAUCAGGUGGUGCUGGCAAAGUGUGCGGCGGGCAAGGCCAAUAUAGUUUGGCACGUGCCCAACAGUCAUUCAAGUCUCUUGUACAAAUACAUGAAAAGAAUGGAUGGUUCACGCCCCCGAAAGAGGAUGGCUAAUGAACAGCGGUUACCGAAACGUACCGAAAAAAUGACACGUGCUUACAGAUGAGACUUUAAUUCGGUGUGUGCCCAACAAGUAAUUGUUAUGAUAAUGAUUUGAUACACAAACACAACAGUAACUAGGUAACUUAAGAUAUUGAAUUAAUCUAACGUAUAAUUCCUUUGAUGGCUAAAAAGCUGCCGUGCAGUUUGGUUUCGUCUACAGAUUUUCGGUCGUAGCGGUUAGAUCGCUAAUUGUAUUGGUAAAUGUAAGGUAUCAUUUCAUCUGGAAUUGAUUCUUAUGUUUUGACUGAGAAUCUCAAUUGUUAUGAACGACAUAGUAAUUUUAGUACUUUCUCGAGGAUACAUAUGUUGUACGUGCGAAACAGUAUAAAUAUUCUGAAAAAUGCGUUUGCGCAAUCGUGCUUCCUGUCUUUUUAACGGGAGGAGAUUAUAGUUAGCAUUUUUAGAUUAAUAAUACUGGAGAGAUUUUUAAGUGUUUCUUUCAUUAUUUUAUUAUUAUAAGCACUACAUUCUUUAUUUUCUAUGAAAAAGGACGAAUAAUUUUGUGCAAUUCAGUGACAGAAAAAGUGGAUGUCACUUAACUUUUUUGAAACCAUUUUUCAGCCAGGUAUCUCGUAAGAUAUAUAUAUAUAUAUAUAUAUAUAUAUAUAUAUAUAUAUAUAUUGCGAGUGCACAACCAAAGCAUUCCUCGACAAAUUUAAUUGGAAAUAAAGUGACUACAUAGGAUAUAAAAGUAUAGCUUCAUAUCGGGAGGCUCUAGAGAGUACACGACCAUAGGACUCACAAAAGUUUUAGCGAACUUUUCAGAAUUGCAAUUGAAUGUGUUUCGUAAAGCUAAUUUUCUCUAUAAACAGUAAUCGAGUUAGAUUUUUGACACAAGAAGCAAUAUUUUUUUACAUUCGGCAAAUAACGUAUUCCGUGACACUGAUAGAUUAGAUGAAAUGUAGAUCCUUAUAAUGCUUGUAUCGUAUACAAUGCAAUAAUUAAUAUGCAUGUUUAUCUUUUACUUAGAAAGUAGAGAAGAGACAGAUACUAAUGUAUAAGUAUCGUAAACUUGUGAGCACUUUCUUUUUUCAAGUAGAAGAUAUCGCGAAACUUUUAUUUCGUCGGUUUCUUUUCUUGGCAAUACUACUGGGAUAGCUUUCUAUAACAUAAUAUAUGCCCUGUUGUAACAUUCAAUCAAGUAUAGGAGUUUGAGAGAUGUAUAGAUGUAUAUAAUGCAAGUACUCUUUAGAGUCUUUUUACCAGAAGGCAUAAAACGCAAUGGAAGCUUUCGAAGGUUUUGGUUGUGUGUAUUAUCUGAAUUCGUGGUUUAACUCUUUAUUGUUUCCAAUAUGUUGCAGUUUUCUAGUAAAACGUAUGAUACGUUUUGUGAUUAUGACUAUAUAGACGAACUGUAAUUUUUCAUAAUACAAGAUGAGCGAGUACUGAAUAUUAUUUGACAGAAUUAAUUCUUAUGUGCAAAUUUGUUUUCGAAGAGCCAUCAUUUCCAUACGUAUAAUUAAUAAUUAAUAGUGACACAAUUAUUGUUUAUACAAGUAAUCUGAUUAUUAUUAUUUACAAUAAUGCAUUUAUCGUAUAUGUUAAUUAACGUAUUAACGUAGUAUAUUAGUAAUAUCAAUAUUGAUAUUAGUAAUAUCAAUAUUGAUAUUAGUAAUUCAUAAUUGCCCACAAUAAGGAAGUUUUUUAGAACGAUGUUAAUUUUAUGCGCACCACAUCAGCUAUCGUUUGCGCGACAAAUAAAUGGCCAAACUUUACGUAUACGCUCCUAAAAGCGAAUUUGUCCAUUAGAAUUAAUAACGGAUAUCGUAACGCUGAUAACUUUAGUGAUUCUAAUUUUCAUUAUCACAAAUUAUUCGCGAGAUAUUCCCGACGUCUGUUUUCACGCAAAAAAGAAAAAAAUACUUGUGUUAGAUUUGUCAAUGUUAAGUGUAAUUUCAUAUUACAGCAUGAAAAUUAAGUUGCAGAAACCGUAUAAAUUGUAGUAUAAAAUGAAUUUGCAAUUGCUUUAAUACUCUCCGAAUUUAUAUCGCACUUCUGAACAACUACGCAAUUUGUUUCGUACAUACAUACAUACAUACAUACAUUAAUAAAUAAACAUCCCCCUUGAUUCAUGUACGCACGCACGCACACGUACAUACAUGUACACAGAUAGACACGUACAUAUAUACAUACACAUACACGCAUUCUGUUCCUCGUGCUUCAUCUUCCUACGUGAUUAUAAAUGUAGUUUCUGCUGUCAUGUUUAUAAUCGCGAAUGAUUUUCAUCAUUUCUAGUAAAAGCCAGAAAUGCAUCUUCCUUUUUUUUCUUGUAAAUAUCAAUAUAAUAAUGACUAAUCGAAUUGUAUUUGAGAGACUCUCGUUUCAAGUAUUGUUGCUUUGAUAAUGUCGCUGAUACGUGUCUCUGAACCAAUCAUCGUGUUUGCUCUCGUUAGAAUGAGACAAGAAGGAGCGUGCCCUAUUGAUCGUAUGAAGAUGAAGCAGUACAUAUGUUAUUUGGUAAUAACGUAUGUACACUGUAUCGGUACACAUGAUUAUUGGUAUAACUGGAUCGAGUAGCGUGGAUUAUUAGUUUCGUUCGCGGUACCGUUAAACUCGUUUGUGAGGGAAUCGUAUGAGCAGUAUCGUCAUAUAAAUAAUAGAUUCUUAAGUAUAAAUGUGCGAUCAUCGAGCUCGUUGUCAGUGGGUAUCACGAUUUGUACAGCCGCGCCCGUUUGACACUGAGUAACUGGUUGUUCGACGUUCGUUAUAAACGUUAUGUUCUUCUUUGCCAAAACUCUUCUUCGUUCCCGUCUCUGUUAAGUUUUUCUUUUGUAUAAUCGUAUAUGAUCGCGGGGAGUAAUGUGACAUGUAUAUUUUUGCUACAAAUAUCGUUAAGACUUUUAAUUUUCGUAGAACAUUCGACUCUUGCCGUAAUUCUUCUCGACGGCUUUCAAAGGUCUCUUGACACACCUCGCCGUAAGGUCAACGAUGUUAUAUAUGCGAUUUUAGUUUGGAUUAAUUAAUAUUGAGUGAACGUACCACACACGAGUAAAAAAGGGACGAGAGAUGCGUAUUAAAUAAGAAAACGAAGAUAAUUCCGGCAUGUCGGGAUUCGUUCAGGAUUGUAUAUUUCGUUUUUAUUUGUAUACAAGAAAUGCGUGUAUAAAACGAAAGAAAGAGAACCGCAAAGGUGAACGUUUGAGAACUAGCCGGAUGUUACACAACUGUGGAAUAUACUUUUCAAACCUUCUAGAUUUUAUGUGCAGCGGUAUAGUUGUAAAACACCUAUACGACGUUACGUUAUAUUCGAAGCGAUCUAUUUGAAGACUGAUAAAAAACGAAACGGAACACUUGAACGUUCUUUUCUUCCACACAUAUAUUACAUCUAUGGCAAAAUGUAUCUUUCACGCGAGACUUCGAUUCGUGAGCAUAAUGAACGAGAGGUAUUCAAGCCAUUUAUUCGCAUUGGACGGGAUUUUCUGUAUUUCCUCAUUUACGAAAUUAAUGUGUAUUUGAGGUAUUCACACGAAGGCAACAGUGCAAAUUCGAAAAGAUGGAUUGAUUUGUAUUUGUGGCAAAAAUAGUAUUUCGUCUAAAGUCUCUUCCAAUUCGUUUGUUCACUUUUCACGAUUGAUUAUCGAUGUGAAUAUAUCUGUUUAUUAUCCAUCGUAUUGUAUUGACUCGCCUUUAAGUAAAAUAUCAAUUGAUUUAACGAAGAAAUGGUCUCUUUCUAGUUUUUUCAUUUUUUUUUUCUGUUUUAAGGGAGAGCACCCGGUUCACGCGGAACAUAAGCGAGGUGAACGAGGCCCGAUAAGAGAGUGCGGCAUAUUUGGAAAUUACAAAAAGAAAAUUAAGAAAAGAGGUCCACACACAUAUACACACCUACACACAUGUACCUGGUUGCCGAUCCGUAUUCGAGGUAGUCGAUAACAAUCUCCGUUUCGCUUGAACCGUGGUAUUUGAUCGUAUCCAUUUGAUAUUCGGGAUGUAAACUUUGUGUAUCGUGUUAAGUAUAAUUGUAUAACUUACUCUCAUAUUGUAACAUUCUCUGACGAGGGUAUAGACUUCCGGAUCGAAGCAGCGUGUGUGUCGUACGCGUCGAGAGAAAUCGCGAUUGACAUAUCUCUCUUAUUUUAUUUUUUUUUUCGGAACUUGUACCGCGCAUCUUCAAACGAAAAUCGCCCGUCCCUUGUUCUGUUUUUUGCGCAAACGCGUUCUCUUUCUCUUUCUCUCUCUCUCUUUCUCUCUCUUCCUUUUUUGAAGCACUGUCACUUUCUCGACGUGGACGAUAUUCCUCGAGUCUAAACCCCAUAAGUUAAACUCACAUCACCGUCUCUGUCUGCAUUGCCCUACUUGCGUAUAAUUACCGACUCAUCGCGGUUAAUCGAGCGAUCGAUCCAUUUUUGUUAAUCGGUCGUGUCGUUCUCAUUGUCAAUCUAUAAUCUUAAGAUUACUCUAUACGUAUCCUAAAUCUGCUCCACUUGUAUAUCGUACCAUUUACCGACUUGAGUGAAAGUUUCCAUAAUUCUAAUAUAUCGAGCAUUAUACUUUCUCUCUAUUCUCUCUCUUUCACACCACGAUUUCACGUUAAGUUACGUUAAUUAUUAUUUAGAAGAACGCUACGAAACACAGAAAAUAAAGAUUUUAAUAAAAAAGAAAAAA